AUGACCAUGAAUACAGAUCGCAAGAAAGAAGAGAGUAAUAUUAAUAGAGAGGAACGUUCUUUAUCUCAUAAGAUAAGGGGUUUAAUGAGAUCUUCAUCCAAUAUCAGAAACGAAACGAAACCAACUACAUCUGGUGUGGGGAAAGAUAGUAUUAAACUCAUAUCCCCAAGUAAUCCAGAACUUGUACAGAAAGAACACAUGCAAGAGAAAGAACCUGUAAAAUACCAUACUACUUUACAGAAGUUACGAAGACUGCCCAGCUUCCGUCGAACUCUGCUCGUGUCCAGCCAUAAACCUGGUACAUCCGAAGUGCAUGAAAGUGAGCAUGAGUUAACAAACCCUACGCUAAUACCUUCUAAUAAUAAAGCUACACUGUCUACUGAGGGCCUUUCGCUUAAUACUAAUGAUAAUGUUUUUACCUUUAAUGAUAGGUCUACUGCCAAUAUCUCGUACGAGAAUAACAAUUUAGAAGGAACAAGGUCCGUAGAUAAAAUAUCACCCAUAUCAAAAGUAGCGGUACCUGAAAGAGGUAGAUCAAAAUUUGGUACAAUGAGUGCACGAAACUUACCCGCAUAUUCUCAAACAAAAUCGCAUUGUAUCAUUGAUGUGGAAGGGUUUCAAGUUUAUGAUAAUGGUACUCAUGUACACCGUUUGAGAUAUUUACCACUAGUUUGUGAGAACACAGUAGAUGGUAAAAAUUGUAAUAAGUUAAAUGCCAAAUUGGAAAAGGCCCCUAAAGUUCUACCGAGACAGAAAUCUGGAAUGUUUUCCAUGGGAGGUUUGUUCAAAACUCAAAGGGCAGAUGAUGCCUUCGAAAAUGCUGUAUCAUUAAUACCUGAUGGAGGAUUACGAUUGUUAAAGAAAAGGUUUCAACCUGCAGACAUUACCUCCAAACAAAAUGUUGAUCCGAAGGAUGGUGAACUCGAAGUGGAAGGCCCCGAAGAAGAAGAGGAAGAAGUUGAGGUACCGAAUGCAGUAAACACCUUGGCAGCAAUUGAUAAGAACGAAUUAAAACUUAUAACAUGUCUUUCUAAAAGGAUACAUGAUGGAUUAGCUAGUAAACAUGGAUUAUCAAAUGAGGAACUAUUUAGAAUAAACCAGGAAGAUAAAUCAAAGGACCGACAACUUACCCUUUUCGAAAAAUACGGGAAACGAAUAGGAGAUAUUGGUCAAGGGAGUUACGGUACCGUUAAAGUUUGUUGUAGACUAAAAAAACCUAAUGAGAAAUUAUUAUCACCUAACGUAACCUACUCGGAUGAUAGUAAAGUUUUCUUUGCAGCAAAAGAAUUGAAAGCGAAAUCUACAUCAAAUAUAGAUAAAAUUGCUACGAAUAUCACAUCAGAAUUCAUAAUUGGUUAUUCAUUAAGUUAUCACGAAAAUUCAAAAUUAAGUCAUCCAAAUAUCCUUAAAAUAUUAGAUCUUAUGGAAUCGAGAGAUUCGUUUAUUGAAGUCAUGGAAUUUUGCCCCUGUGGUGAUCUGUAUACAUUGGUUUCUAAUCAUUCAAAGAAGCAUACAUCGCUACAUCCAUUAGAAGCAGAUUGUUUUAUGAGACAAUUAUUAAGUGGUACAAAUUUUAUGCAUAGACAUGGUAUUGCGCAUUGUGAUCUAAAACCCGAAAACAUUUUAUUCCAUUCCAAUGGACUGUUAAAAAUUUGUGAUUUUGGUACAGGGAGUGUAUUCCAGACAGCUUGGGAGAAGCAUGUGCAUUAUCAAAAGGGACUGAUCGGUUCAGAACCGUAUGUGGCACCAGAAGAGUUAGUAAAGGAUCUAGAGUAUGAUCCACGCUUAGUGGAUUCAUGGAGCUGUGGUGUUGUGUACUGUACAAUGAUAUUAGGUCACUAUCUUUGGAAGAUCCCAAAUAAGGAGGAAGAUCUCUUUUAUCAAGAUUUCGUAGAAGAAAUGUCAACAAAAAAACGGUUUACUGUCUUCGAAGAUUUAAAACAUGUCAAUAAAGAAUUAAACCGUUUGAGGAAGAUAACUUUAUAUCGUAUUUUCCAAAGGGAUCCUGAAAAACGGGCAAACGUCCAAGAUGUACUAGAUUCAGCAUGGAUGAGAAAUACUAAAUGUUGUAUUUUCUACAAAGAAUACUGA
Naumovozyma dairenensis CBS 421 is the source of this 2091-nucleotide messenger RNA. It is a transcript of the gene KKQ8, whose product is annotated as putative serine/threonine protein kinase KKQ8. Gene Ontology annotation, molecular function: ATP binding; protein serine/threonine kinase activity. Bases 1 to 2091 code for a protein of 696 amino acids. Gene Ontology annotation, biological process: intracellular signal transduction; intracellular monoatomic cation homeostasis; protein phosphorylation. Lineage: Eukaryota; Fungi; Ascomycota; Saccharomycetes; Saccharomycetales; Saccharomycetaceae. The record is from RefSeq and is a predicted model, not a curated record. The transcript has a single exon.